AUGACUAUGCAAACGGUAGCAGUAGGUUUGGCUCUUUUUCUACUUAUAACAUUCUGUCUUGGCCAAUCCACUUCUCCACCUCCACCUAAGGACCUGAUUUUGAUCAAGCUAGUAAACUGGAAGAUUGAAAAGUUUAAACCCUAUUUGGCCUUCAUUGGAGUACUUACUUUCCUCACGCUGUUUAAAAUUUUCUACCCCAAAAUUCCCUAUGUUGCAAAAUACAUUCCUCAAUCGCUUAUUCUGGUAGUCAGUGGAAUAGCUAUUGCUGCAGCAGUCAAUGCCUCAGGAAUCUCCUUCGAAGAAACAAAAAUGGUACUUACUCCAACACUCUUUUUCGAUUUUCUUCUUCCACCUGUUAUACUGGAUGCUUCGUACAACCUUUCGAAUCGAACAUUUUUAGACUUCUUGGCUAGUAUUCUCAUCUAUGCGAUUUUUGGCACCCUAAUCAAUUUUUUCAUCAUUGGACCACUAAUGUACGGAAUGGAUGUAGCCGGUGCUAUGGAACCGGGACUUCCAAAUAUACCAAUAAGCAAUUACUUUCUGUUUGCCUCUCUUAUCAUUGCUGUUGAUCCAGUUGCCGUGCUAGCCAUCUUUCAAGAAAUUGGAGUCAAUCUUGGUCUCUACUUCACAGUGUUCGGUGAGUCCCUCUUAAACGAUGCUGUGACUGUCGUGUUAUACGAGAUUAUGGUUGAAUUCGCCUCUGCAACGUCAGCUUCUGUUAAAGAAGUCGGCUAUGGCAUAGCCUCUUUUUUCACCAUCAGUUUAGGAGGUGCAUUAAUCGGUUUCAUAAUGGGUGCCGUUUCAUGUUUAUUAACCCGUUGGGAAACUCAUCUAGCUCCGAUGCUCCUCAUCCUUUUAGCACUCUUUUCUUACUACAUAACCACUUGCCUUGGAUGGUCAGGUAUCAUUGCGUUGAUAUGCUGUGGUUUAAUGCAAUCCGGCUACGCUUUUCAUAACGUCUCUUCUGAGUUGGUCAACACACUUGAGGAAAUUAUCCAACAAAUUUCUGAAGUUUCCGAGGCACUCAUAUUCCUCCUCCUCGGAUUCCAAAUUAUGACUACCAAGCUGGAGUGGUCUACCGGCUUCUGUCUUUGGGCAUUUGUUAUUUGUACUUUCGCAAGAGCUGUAUCUAUUCUUGUUUUUUCACAAAUUGUCAACUGCUUGAAGAUCAAUAACAUGAGAAUCAGUUACAGAGAACAGCUUAUUAUGAUUUAUGGGGGAUUAAGAGGAGCCGUGGCAUCAUCUCUGGCUUUCCUCCUCAAAGACCUUCAUGCCGUGAAUGAAAAAGUGAGAGAGAUUAUAAUCACUUGCACUCUUUUUAUAAUUGCAGUUACCGUUGGAUUGCAAGGUCUUACAGUAAAACCAUUGGUAAAAUUAAGCCAAAUCAAAUUACAAGAGAAGCAAACACUGAGUGUAAUAAAUGACCUCUCAUGCAGAAUUAUUGAUCACACUCUUGCUGGUGUAGAAGCUAUUAUAGGUUCAAUAGGAAGGAAUAGAUCACGUGAAUUGUUUGCAAGAAUGGAUUUCAAGUUUAUUCGACCCAUUCUCCAGAAACGUCCACAACGACAUGACAAAGUUUUGCGAACCUAUGAACAGAUUUCGUUGAGUUUGCAUUGGGCUACAGUGAAGCCAGAAAAGAGCACUGAAUACCUCAAGGAUCUUCCAGAAACGUUGGUGAACAGGUUUUUAAGAGGAGAUAUGACAGGUGGUGGAAGUCACAGGUAUAAAGGAAGGGAUGAAGAAGGUAGCCUAUUCGACGUUAUUACCGACGAACCACCGCCUAGGAGGGAGUCACGAGGUCUGUUCCUACGAGUUAGACCUCCACGUGAAGAAAGUGAACGACCAGAAUGGCUCCGUCCAACAAGUAUGAUUUCCGAACGACCAGGCAAUCCAGACAAGCAAUACAAGGAGAGAUUUCUCUAUGUCAUGCGUCGCAAAUCCUCUGAGUUUAGCCAAGCUGAUUUUCCUGAUCAAGCUCAAUUUGCACAACUACGAAGUCUCUCGCAUUACACGGACAUGCAAAGCGACACCCACACUAGCAGCAAAAGCCAAAGCCGAAGCGACGAAACCCAGUGA
Rodentolepis nana is the source of this 2076-nucleotide messenger RNA. Lineage: Eukaryota; Metazoa; Platyhelminthes; Cestoda; Cyclophyllidea; Hymenolepididae. The record is from the annotation of a GenBank genome assembly.